CGACCCCAAGUCGCAAGAGUUCCGUAAAAUGUAAACAAAAUAGUGUGUGGUAAACAAUAACGCCGCCCGCGUAUUUGUAAACCAGCUAGUGUGAUCAUGUUUUAAUAUUUUCUUUUAUAUUUUAAGAUUAGUAGCUAGCUAUGGCUCAGAAGGUGGGAGGUCAUGAAUAAGUUGAUAUGGUUAGUUAGUAAGCACGUUGUCUGGGUGAACGAUAUUUUGUCAUGAUAAAUCUGACAGCUCUAGCUAACGUCGUUAUGUAGCUAAUGUAACGUUAGGCGCUAUUCGUUUUCUAGCAAGUUUUUACUAGCUACAGCUGUCAUGUAGCUACUGUGCAACCAAGUUAUCUGAGCAAGCAAGUUAAUAUCACUGAAGACACUAAAAGAUUUACCUGCGAACCCCCCCCCCCCAGUGUGCUCACUCCAUGGCUGGCCUGGGCCGCGGCCGAGGUCGCGGCAAGGGGUAUAUGAGCUUCAGUAUCGAGGCAGUCGGGAUUGGGAAAGGGGAGAACCUGCCCCCUUCAAUUCUCCAGCCUACACCUCUGUUUCCUCCCAUGGAACACAAGCCUGUCCCCUUGGUGAUGGGAGAGGAAGCAGAGUACAUGUUGGCACUGAAGCAGGAGUUCAGGGGAAACAUGAAGACCCUACCAUUUUAUGUCCGUCCAGCCGUCUCCAAGAAAGAUGUGGAGCGGUAUUCUGAUAAAUAUCAGAACAGUGAGCCGUCAGACAACACCAUUGAGUGGAAUCCAGACUGGAAAAGGCUACCCAAAGAGCUUCGAAUUCGUGUCAAGAAGGCCCUAAAAGAGAACACUUCUCUUAGUUUGGAUACACCAGUGGACCCCAAACCCAGCAAAAAGACCCGGGUGGACAAAGAGGAGAUCAUCCAUAAACUAGAGGUGGGAAUAACAUUAGAGGAGGAAGUGACCUCAGAUGAAGAGGAAGGGGAGAAGAAGAAGCAGGAGGAAGAGCAGCAAGAUGGGGAGGAGGAAUAUGAUGAAAAAGAGUUUGAAGAGGAGACAGACUAUAUCAUGUCGUACUUUGACAAUGGAGAGGAGUUCGGAGGGGACAGUGAUGACAACAUGGAUGAGGCCAUUUACUGAUACUUUGAAAAACAACAACGACAGAGCAUUGAGCAUGCCUAGGACCCAAGAGUCCUGGGAAAAUAUGUGACACUCCAGAACUGAGAGACACUCCAAAGCUGAGAGAAUGCGCUGUUGUUCUGAGGUCCAUCUUGUAUACAUGGCCUGAAAUGAUCUUAACUCGACACAUGAAUCUUCAAAAUAACCCAGGAUUCAGUCAGUUCCUGACUUAAAAAAGAAUUUCAGCAGAAGAAGCAGGUUGCACAGUUCAAACCUGCACUAGUUUUAAAUGGCUCUUAAGUGUGGUGGUGUUAUGGAGAGAGAAGUACGUCAAUCUUCAUAAGCCGACAUCUUUUCUCCUAACACCAAUUAUAGUAUUAUUUCUUAGAAGGUUUUUAUCCAUUUAUAGAAAUGUUAAAGAACUUUGAAGAUAUAAAAUGAAGGUGUUUAACGCACCAAUUUUAAUGUUAUGUUGUUUUAUGUAGUUUAUAUGUAGUUUUAAAAAGUUAUGUUUUGUAAAACUUUUAUAUCCAUGUAAUAUUCCAAUGUUGUUUGUUAUGAAAGAGGAUUUUACUUAACUUGAAAUUCUGAGAGAAUAAAUGGCAGCUAAUUUGUAAA
Messenger RNA from Salvelinus fontinalis (brook trout), 1693 nucleotides. Its product is annotated as DNA-directed RNA polymerase III subunit RPC7-like. NCBI's taxonomy places the organism in Eukaryota, Metazoa, Chordata, Actinopteri, Salmoniformes, Salmonidae. Gene Ontology annotation, biological process: transcription by RNA polymerase III. The transcript is spliced from 8 exons. Bases 422 to 1096 code for a protein of 224 amino acids. The record is from RefSeq and is a predicted model, not a curated record. Gene Ontology annotation, cellular component: RNA polymerase III complex.